Molecule: messenger RNA, 7775 nt
Organism: Calidris pugnax (ruff)
Lineage: Eukaryota; Metazoa; Chordata; Aves; Charadriiformes; Scolopacidae
Gene: QTMAN
Product: glycosyltransferase like domain containing 1
Exons: 11
Coding region: 224-1609 (461 amino acids)
Molecular function (GO): glycosyltransferase activity
Source: RefSeq, a predicted model, not a curated record
AAGAAUGCUAUUACAAUUGGGAAAACAGCACUUUAUCAUCUCUCUUGUUGGACUGAAGCAGAUAGAAUGGAUGGGGGAAAAGUACUGCUCACCACUGAGAUCCAUAGACAAGAUGCCCAGAAGGCUUUGUUGAAGACAUCUAAAGCAUCACAGCUUUACACCUGGUAUUUUACUGCUCCCAGUUUUGGAUGCAGCACCCAGACGUUUCUGAAGUACUUGGGAAAUGAGUGUUCUGCUCAUCGAAGCCUUUUAUGGUGGUUCCCACAAGCAGCUGAUGGACCUUCUCCAGGAGGAGCUGCAAGAAGACGCUGUCCUCUGUACGCUCCCUGCCAAGAAGUGGCAUUGGAAGGCAAGGACUGCAGCUCUUUAUUUCAUGCAAACGGUGCCAACAAGUGCUAAUUACAGGAUCCUCUUUGCAAGCUCGGUGCUUAACCUGGCUGAACUCGCCGCCCUCCGCCCUGACCUCGGCAAAUUGAAAAAGGUCCUCUACUUCCACGAGAAUCAAUUGGCAUAUCCUGUCCAGAAAUGCCAGGAAAGGGAUUUUCAGUACGGAUACAACCAGAUCCUUUCAUGUUUGGUUGCUGAUGUUGUGGUGUUCAACUCUGCUUUUAAUAUGGAAUCAUUUCUUACAUCCAUUGGAAAAUUUAUGAAGCUGAUUCCUGACCACAGACCUAAGGAUUUGGAAAAAAUAAUCAGACCGAAGUGCCAAGUCCUUUAUUUUCCAGUCAGGUUUCCCGACGUGAGCAGGUUCAUGCCAGAACAUAAGCUUGCCCAUUUGGAAAAGGUAAUUGGUGUUAAAAGAAAUGGAGAUGCUUAUCAAUCGGAAGGUCUGCUCGGCCAGCAGAAGAGCAGAGCUUUAAUGAAAACCAGCCACGAAGAUUGCGAGUCUGGACUUUGUGAAGCCCAGCCUGGGCUUUGUACCACCCAGCACGAGGGGCUGCCUUCCCCGUUAACGGCACCGCCGAGAUGGGCCGAGUCUGAAGCAUCAGAAAGCACAAAUCCUUGUCAAGAAGAAGAUAAGCAACGUCUGACUUUUAACCUCUCUAAUACCUUGAGUGGACGGGACUAUCAGCAAAGACCUUUACACGUUGCCUGGCCCCACAGGUGGGAACAUGACAAAGAUCCGGAAACUUUCUUUAAAGUCCUGAUGAAACUGAAAGAGAAAGAUCUACCUUUUCAUGUGUCCGUCCUUGGAGAGGCUUUCACUGAAAUUCCAGAUAUCUUUUCAGAGGCCAAAGAAGCGUUGGGAUCUUCUGUCUUGCACUGGGGCUACUUGCCCAGCAAAGAGGACUAUUUCCAGGCUCUGUGCAUGGCCGAUGUUGUCGUCUCGACAGCUAAACACGAAUUCUUUGGCGUGGCAAUGGUGGAAGCUGUCUAUUGUGGCUGCUAUCCGCUGUGUCCCAAAGCCUUGGUGUACCCGGAGAUAUUUCCAGCUGAAUAUCUGUAUUCUACACCUGAACAGCUUUUUAAAAGGCUUCAGAAUUUCUGCAAGAGACCAGAUAUUGUAAGGAAACAUCUCUAUAAGGGCGAGACGGCUGGCUUCUCUUGGGCAGCGCUCGGCGGUAAAUUCAGGUCUCUGCUCGCAGCAGAACCGAGGGAAGAUUUGUGACAGAUGGGGCUAAGUCACAAACUUGCAGCCUCAGGCAGAAUUGUGGAAGUUUCCAGAGUGUGCCCAUAUUUACCUGAUCAGAGAGAAAAGAAAAUCUGCAGAGGAAGCCGAGCCUGGCUGCUUGUCAUAGCUGACACAGAGCCAUCUGCCACAAACCUGUGGCGGCUUCAGAUCUCCAAUCCCUGCCACCACCCCAGCUCAAAUUAAAUACAGAUUCUUAGAGACGUUAUGAUGGUUACACAUGUCCUCGGCAUCACAUGCAGGAGACUGUUCAAAAAAAAUAUGUGGCCUGUUGUAUAACCGCACUCAUGUAUCCCAUAUGUGGUGCCACAUUGAAUUUCCGGUUGAAUCUGUUUUUAUCCUUUGUACUGGAUGACAUGGUGCCUGAAUUCUUUCUUUUCGCCGACACGAUGGCAGCCAAGCUGCAGCUUCAAACGCUCGCACUUGGCUGAGUUUCUACCUAGGUUGCCAGGUUAUCAUUGGAGCCUUAUUGUGUCCUCAAAGGGCCACAGGGCCUGAAAGGAGGAUCCCAACGCCGCCGGACUAAUUGGGCAGCCAUCGCCGGGUUGUUGGGAGGCAAAGGGCUGCUUUAGCACUUUUUUUUUUUCUUCCUUCUUUUUGUUUUUUUUUUUCUUCCUUCUAUUUUUUUUUUUUUUUUUUUUUUUGCAAAUUAAUGACUCUCUGGCACGGGGGUUUUUAAGUGAAGGUAUUAAUAAGGGGUCUGGCAGGUAAUCCCAUGAUUCGCGGAGUUACAUUUGCAUUUAAUUAAUCUUAAAGAAAGCUGAAAGAUAAACAGCUGUAAUUCAAACUAGCAUGGGAAAUAUGCUACAUGGUGCCAUCUAUCCGAUAAAAUGAAAGCCGAGACACUUGUUUUAUUUCUCUCAAGGAUGGAGAACAAACAGAUAACAGUCAAAAUACUUCCAAUAAAAACCAGUAGUUUAAAUGUAACGGCAGUUCAUCAAGAAUCUUUGCAUCCAGUUACAAAUUCAGUCUUUUAAAGAUAAAUCACUUAUGAUUCCAGCAGUCAAGCUGCUAUAUUUGUUGAUGUAAAAUGUUUUGAAGAUGUAGAUUGUACAAUAAAUUUUUAAUAAAGUGCCCACUGCAAUUUUUAAUUAGCAUAUCUCAUUCAUGUAUAAGUGUGUACAUCUAUCUGUGUGUUUAUCACUAUGCAUAUCCUUGUGUCAGAGUCAAUGAAUGCAAUUGUGUCUUUAUCUGAUGAAGUAGAAUCUGUUUUGCAAGUGAUAAUAAAACGUUACGACGAUUCCAAGAUUUCCAGCUCCGCUCUGGGAAGAAGCAAGAAGAGGACUCUGGGUAAGGCCUUCCGAUGCUCGGUAAGACCUCUCUUUGCAGACAGGUCUUUGCAGACCGGGCAGCAGCCAUCACCAUCUGUCCUUUGCCCGAGCACCAUCCACAGCGAGUGAAAGGCGUGGGCUGGUGCCCCUCAACACAUGUGUCUCCUGAUGCCAUUGAGAUGUUGACCUGUCCUUCUCCAGUGCAAACGAGAGCAUGCAGUACCUCUCUUUAAAAUUACUCCAUUCAGCAGUGAAAAAACCCAAGGGAGAUCCAACGGUAAGCGUUUGGUUAUUCUCCUAGCAGCGCCGAGUUGUCAUUUUGCAGUAACCAUCUAUCUUGUACGUUGGUUCCUCCUCAUUUCUGUUCGACUGAAGCCCAGUUUGGGUCUUUUGGGUGUUUCGUGUGGUUGAGUAGAAGCCGUCUUCUCCAGACAGCGUGCGUAGGUGUGGUAGUCAUACUUGGUAGAGCCAAAUAACAGGACUACUUUGCACUUCUUACCACAGCGUAUCAUAGACGUUCACUAAUUUUAUCACAUCUUCCACUGACGAGCAAAUUUUGGGUUUUACUGAUGGGGAAACUGAGGCAUGGUACAAUUACAGCGAAUCAGUUUGAGUUUCGCAGUGAGUCAUUCUCCAAACCAGUAAAAGGGAAAGAGGAGAUGCUGUAACGUUGUGCAAGGGCUGGUGGUGAGCAGACCCCAUGCACCAGAGCUCUGUGGUUUCGAGUUGAAGGUUCCUGCUCUCCUCGGUGCCCACCGCCAACGGAGGUCUCACCCAGCUCCUUGGCGAGGUGACACUCCGUCUUGGUUAUCGGUGAUGAUGACAUGGUACUUUAACCAUACGCAGCUCAGCCUGGUGCUUCAUCUUGGUGGAAAAUUUUCCCUCCGAGUGAUGAACCCUUGCAAAUAACGUUUUAUAAUAGAAACACUGGGAGAACUCUUAAUUGCAGGGUAAUAAAUAACAAUGCCACGUUAUCUUCUGAUAUUUCUUUACAGCCUUAGCAAAGAUGGAGAGCUGGUGUAGAGCAAGGAGGAAAAUGUCCUUACCGCAUCUCCUAGGACCUUCAGGUUGGCCACCCUGGCCUGUUUCCAGGUCCUCGGGUCAAGAGGGACUUCCAGGUGGUGGGAGGUGAUUGUCCCCUGAGGAGGUCUUCUCCCCACCAGCCCCGCCGGAGUCUGAAACAACCUGAGGAGUUUUGCCUGGCAGGUUCUGAAGAUGAAACGAGACGGCGGCUCCGCGCGGCUUCAUUUAAAGCCUUCACUUCAAAAGACCUGGCUUGUUACGUAGCCACUCGUGAUACUCCAGAACCACCCAUCACCUGAAGCAGAGCGUGUCCUACCCCGGUUUAUCGCAUGUCUGGCGUUAAUUGGCAGUGGCUCCGUCUGAGACCGUGAUCCAGUCAAAUCCUGUAGGCCACGCAGGUCUGGAAGGUAUUUAGAUCAGAAAACUCAUCCAAGCAAGAGGAGCAUUGGUUUGCCACUAAUCCACAGGAGAGCAGUACCUCCACAAGGUUAUUUGUAGAUUAUAAGGCCAAGAAAGGACUAUUUGGAUCAUCUGGUGUCACGUGUAUAACACAAGCCGUAUGACUUCCCUCAAUUAAUUCCUGUUUGAACCAGAAAACCUCAUCCUCUACCAGUCUAAAAAUUGUCAGCAAUGCAGAGGCCACCACAACCUUUGAUAUUAUUAGAUACGGUGCUUUUGGAGAUGUUUUCUUUCAAACAAGAAGCCAAAAGUGACGUCUCUCUCCUGUGAUUAUUAGAUACUUGUUGCCAGGGCAAGAAUAUCAGUCAGGGCACUGUGACCAAGGUCCCCUAAAUAUCAAUAUCUUUUUCUUGGGUUUCCCUCAUGGUCCCAUCUCAAUCUGGCAUCCUUUGUUUUGCCCAUUUGCUGGGGUUGCUCUUGGAAAGGGCAGUUCUUCAGCAGACACCACAGUGAUUUUGUUCACAGAGCGAUGGUCCAUUGAUAAGGAGUGGUCUCUGCACCUGUUUGCUGGGAUCCACCCCAGAUAACCAGCAAUGACAUUGCUAAAAUGACAACCAUACCUAUACUUAAAAGGCUUUGAAUUAUUGUGCAUUUUAGGGGUCUAAAUGAAAAAAAUAAAAAUAAAAUUAAUGCCAUUGGUGUAGGUUGUGAAACUAUGGCUGCUCCCUGGGAUGAAAGGCAACCAUAUGUGAGAUACGUUACUGAUUUCUUAUCUUCAGAAAAAUUUAUUCUUAGAGAGUACAGGGACAGAGUUGGGCUUGUGCCUGCCGUAGGGGUAGUGUUUCUUGGGUUGGUAGCACGAAGGGGGGGUUAGAGGAGAGUAGAUGCCAUUCCCCCACUAUACAUGAACGUAAUGAGCUCAGGGUUGGCAUUAUUGAGCUAAAAGGUCAGUUUUUAAUUAUAAGGAGAAAAGUGUGGUGUUUUGUUGUUUGUUUUUUUUUUUUUUAAAAAAAAAGAAAUCCUGUAGAACAUUAACACUGAUUUUUGCAGGCAUUCACCCUGGUUUGUACAACACCUACAUCUCCCUCUUCUAGCUGCACAGCCUAGGAAAUCUGGGAGAGAAAUAGCGCUUCUUAAAUGGUAAAAUAUGCUUUCUACUAAUGAGAUACCCACUUCUCCGCCCAGCACAAUAAUAACAAAAAGCCUUACAAGUGCAGUAAAAUUCAGCCUCUCAUCACCCCCCGCUCCCCACUUUUUCCUUUCUUGGAGGGUGGAAGGAGCAAAAUUAUUAGUGACUCUUCAUGGUGGGGAAGAGAGAGCCAUGGGGCGAUGGGACAUGGCUCCCCUCCCUCCCACGGGUACCAGAGCAUCCUGUGCCCAGGUGACCCAACCCCAUUGGGAAGUGAGGGACCUUCUCCCCAUCGUGACAUCCCCAGUGCCUGUGCCACUGGCAUCCAACAUGACAUCUUCAAGCGUGUCACCAAGAGGAUGAUCUUAAAGGUCUUUUCCAACCUAAACAAUUUGGUGUAAUUCUAUGUCUCUCCCUUCCUACACCCCCCUUGCCCCUCCACGUUUGGUGCAGGACCCCCCAACGAGUUAAAAGUCUAAGAGCUGUUCAGAAAGAGGUCAGUUAAUAAAUGGUGUCGGAAUCCUCAUCCCAGAUUUUUCUGCUUUAAACAUGCUGCAUAACUAACACUGUGACAUUUUGGCAAUAUGAUGGAGAAAAAAAAAAAAAAAAAAAAGCAACCUGUGCCAGCUGACUGAUGAGCACCCAUCUUUUUUAAUUAAUUGGGUUGAAAAAUGUUCUGGUGUCAGGUUUGAAUGUAGGGGCUCUUUCUGCUGCAUUUUUCUGGGUACAUAUAUAGAUAUAUCUAACUGCAGAUUUGAAAGCCCAGCGUGAGGCCUCAUAAAUGAUAAAAAUAUGUAUAUACUAGAAUUAUACACACACGCGCGUGCACAUAUUGGAUAAAUUGAUACUUAAACAUAUACGUGUGUAUAUAACAUUCUGUUCUCUGUUCUGAGAGAUAUUUAUAAAUAGAUUUUACAUAUAGCUAUUGCUAUUAUUCACAGCUCUAUGCGUGUGUGUACUGUAAAAUCUAGGGGUUUUUUUCCUGGUAUGCUUUUUAGUUUUUAGCAGAGUAAUAUAUCUGAUUUCUCUUUAAAUUAAAUGAAUUUAUUUGUCUGCCUUCCCUUAAUGGAAUCAGUUUUGAUAUACUCUUUGUUCAUGCUGUUACAGGCUUCAGUCUAAGGGCUCUUUGUAUUAACUUUUUUAAGUUACAUUACAAAGAGGUUUUAAGAUUUCCCAACAGGCUUUUAUUUAACCAGGGCUUUUGAUCUCAAACCUGCUGGGGCCUAGUGAAAUCCUUACCAAUUCUCCAGUAACUCCUCACUAUUGGAAUUUGAAAAGACCCACCUGAAGGAUUUAACUCGCUGUAUGGCUUCAGCCAUCCUUUAGAUGCUUCUAUUCAUGCAGACAGCGAGGGGGUCGAGGGCACCCUUUGUGAUCCUCCAAGUAGCCUAAGGUGCCCUUUGCAUAAGUUGUACUCCUGAGGAAAUAAAAAUCAGGAGGACACAAACCUAUAUACCUUAUUUCCUGCUAUCUUUACUUAAAGGAGGAGCACAGGGGGUCUGCUUAACAUCCUUUGCUACCUAAAUACCUUUUGGACAUGGGAACUCAAUAAAGGAACUUUCAUUGCAUCCAUUACCCUACUGCGGUGCAUAGCAAAUUAGAUUUAAAAGGGUACUUUUUCCCUUACAGCUAUUUCUAUCAUUUUCUUUAAAAUUUCAAUUUAGUGUCUAGUGACAGAAUAUUCUGUAAUGUACAUUAGAACUAUAUAACACCAAUUAUGCUAACUGUGAACAUUAUUUCAAAAGAAUUAGUUAUAUUAAGUUAUAGACAAACCGUUGGGAAAAAAAGGUCAGGUUAGGGAAAAAAAAAAAAAAAAGAGAGAGCUAUGUGAUAAUGUUUUAAAGGAGCAACAUGAAGUGAAUGCUCUUUUCAUUUUUUAAUCCUUUCAUUUUGCAUAACCCACACUGAAAUUCCACUACUCGCUGGGUCUCCGUCAUUUCGGCAGGGGGAUGGCAUGUAGGGUACAGCUACUAAUCGUGGUGUAAAACCUACAGCUGAGUCUUGCAGUUGUGGAGCAACAUCAUUUCCUCUGUUUUUGGGAAAUGGGAUCGCACAAAUUCAUGAAAAUUCUUUUGGCAGACGCUCUUGACCAAUACAUAGAACAAAAAAAGGAAAAAAUGCUGUCAGACCAAGCUCGAAAGAAUAUAACAACUAAGCGCAUUCUUGUCACAUUUUUGGUUGCCUGUUCUCAUUCUCACGACUGUAACGCACAUGAUAUGUCUAUUACCUGCAUUUUGUGUUGGUUUUCUCAGAUUUAUUUUUUUUAUUUCAGUCCGAUGUUCAAAUAAAACCUCUCCAACGAAUGCAACAGAAUCUACAUCUA